UAUUUAUGUUCUGUGGUUAUGUGUUCAAACAAAGAUUAACCUCCUCUGAAAGCUGUGCUAGCAAGCAAAGAUUUCUCUUUGUUUAUAGUGAUCUCUAAUCAUCUUGUUCAUCUUUUUGAGUUCUGAGAAUUAAUAUAACAAUCAAAACCGAUAUGACUUUAUCAGCAGAGCAGAAAUCUUUCCUCGAAGAAUGUGAGAUCAAGUUUUCAGAAAGAUACACCAAUUGUGAACCAGAUUUUGCUCAAAUCCAUGGAUCAAGCAUUCCACCACCACCUAUUGUAUUUCCUUGGUACGGAAAAUCUAGGUACAACAGAGGGGAUAAUAGAGGCCAGCCUAACAGAAGUUAUAACGAAAGAAGAGAUGAUAGAGGAAGUUAUACUCCAAAUAGCAGUAAUGAUUCUGGACGAUUUGGAAGAAGUAAAAAUUAUUAGUAAAUCAAGUAAUUACACCUGGAUGAAUUACCAUUUGUUCAGAUCCCCCUGUGCUUAGGUCACAACGUCUUAGCAUCAAGGAGAUGUGCGAGGUUUGAGAUAUAGUGAAGUGAUUUAUACCCUUUUGCAUGAACUCAUUAAAGCUAAGUCACUGUUAUUUGUUUUAUUAAUCUGAGGAAAUGUAAACCUUAAUGUCAAGUCUGUGCAAACGGGCAUUAUUGAAUUAUUUUUCUGUAUUCCCAGAUUUUAUCAUAAAUAUUUUGUGGUUA
Coccinella septempunctata (seven-spotted ladybird) is the source of this 700-nucleotide messenger RNA. RefSeq lists its product as uncharacterized. The record is from RefSeq and is a predicted model, not a curated record. The transcript has a single exon. Gene Ontology annotation, biological process: RNA 5'-cap (guanine-N7)-methylation. Bases 153 to 431 code for a protein of 92 amino acids. NCBI's taxonomy places the organism in Eukaryota, Metazoa, Arthropoda, Insecta, Coleoptera, Coccinellidae. Gene Ontology annotation, molecular function: RNA binding.